This is a messenger RNA of Sorghum bicolor (sorghum), 1359 nucleotides long. Its product is annotated as GDSL esterase/lipase At3g53100. The record is from RefSeq and is a predicted model, not a curated record. Gene Ontology annotation, molecular function: lipase activity. Gene Ontology annotation, biological process: lipid metabolic process. The transcript has 5 exons. NCBI's taxonomy places the organism in Eukaryota, Viridiplantae, Streptophyta, Magnoliopsida, Poales, Poaceae. The coding region runs from base 92 to 1180 and encodes 362 amino acids.
UUCACCCGCCCCGUUAAAACCACGCGGUGGUGAGUGGUGAGUAGUCCUACUACCAUCACACUGACACCACAGUCCACUGCCAACUCCUCCGAUGAAGAUGAGCUCAUCAUCCGUGCCCGCGGCGGCGGCGGUGGCGGCGGUGCUGCUGCUCUCGGCGGUGUGGACGACGACGACUGUGACGGGGCAGGCGCUGGUGCCGGGCGUGAUGAUCUUCGGCGACUCGGUGGUGGACGCCGGCAACAACAACCGGCUGGCCACGCUGGUGCGCGCCGACUUCCCGCCCUACGGCCGCGACUUCCCGGCGACGCACGCGCCCACGGGACGCUUCUGCAACGGCAAGCUCGCCACGGACUACACCGUGGAGAGCCUGGGGCUGAGCUCGUACCCGCCGGCGUACCUGAGCGAGGAGGCGCAGAGCAACAACAAGAGCCUCCUCCACGGCGCCAACUUCGCGUCCGGCGCCGCCGGCUACCUCGACGCCACCGCCGGCCUCUACGGCGCCAUCUCGCUGAGGCGUCAGGCGGAGUACUUCCGGGAGUACCAGUCGCGGGUGGCGGCGUCGGCCGGCGAGCGGCGCGCCCGGGAGCUGACGUCCGGGUCCAUCUACGUGGUGAGCGCCGGCACCAGCGACUACGUGCAGAACUACUACGUGAACCCGAUGCUGAGCGCCGCCUACACGCCCGACCAGUUCGCCGACGCGCUCAUGCCGCCCUUCACCUCCUUCGUCGAGGGCCUGUAUAGUCUGGGCGCCCGUCGGAUCGGCGUGACGUCGCUGCCGCCGAUGGGGUGCCUCCCGGCGUCCGUGACCCUGUUCGGCGGCGGGAACACAGGCUGCGUGGAGCGCCUCAACAACGACUCCCUCACCUUCAACCGGAAGCUCGGCGUGGCCGCGGACGCCGUGAAGCGCCGGCACUCGGACCUCAAGCUCGUCGUCUUCGACAUCUACCAGCCGCUCCUCGACCUCGUCCAAAACCCCACCAGCGCCGGGUUCUUCGAGUCCCGGCGGGCGUGCUGCGGCACGGGCACGAUCGAGACGUCCGUGCUGUGCCACCAGGGCGCGCCGGGGACGUGCACCAACGCCACGGGCUACGUCUUCUGGGACGGCUUCCACCCCACGGACGCCGCCAACAGGGUGCUCGCCGACGCGCUCCUCCUGCAGGGCCUCCAGCUCAUCGCGUGAGCCACGCAACGCAACGGCCUCCCGCUGCUGCUUCUGUCCUUCUGUCCUGCUACUGUGUGCUUGUCGGUCUGUGUUUGCUGUCUGCCCAUGAUCUCCUGUAGUUUUGUGAUGCUUGGAAAAAGUUGGACUGCUGUAAGAGGGUGCCGCUCUGUAUAAUUACAUUCCACGACUUCCAAAUC